This is a messenger RNA of Diplodia corticola, 3582 nucleotides long. Its product is annotated as dead deah box helicase. The record is from RefSeq and is a predicted model, not a curated record. The coding region runs from base 1 to 3582 and encodes 1193 amino acids. The transcript has a single exon. Gene Ontology annotation, molecular function: ATP binding; nucleic acid binding. Lineage: Eukaryota; Fungi; Ascomycota; Dothideomycetes; Botryosphaeriales; Botryosphaeriaceae.
AUGGCGAGGCUUCAGGCAGCCAGUGUUUCAACCCGCACGGUAAGACGGCCGCGCAAAAGAAAGGCCCCGGAUGGAAGCGCGCCUGAAGAAGCGCAACUGCAUGAGAGUGUCGAAACCGCGGCGGACGCCGCCCCCGCAACCACCUCCGCAACCACAUCCGUUCCAACCAAGACGCACGAUGGCGGGAAGAAGCCUCGACGCACCAAGAAGUCGGGCGCUGGCUCUUCCAACCCCACCCUGCGCAAAAAACCCUCCUCCGGCUUUGUCGAGUCCUCGAUAGCAUGGCCUGAUCAUUUUACGAAGCUCCAACAGGUUUAUCGCGCGCUGACUCUAGUCUACACCUUCUGUUGCACCCGCAAGCAUUUCGCCACCACUCUGGAGAACCUCAAGGCCACCGUCGAGGGCCAUAUUAAGCGGGAACUGCUGAUUGAUGACGUUGCUCAACUCAAGGCUCUUAUGCCAUCCGUCAUCAACUUCCUUUACGUCGACGAAGCCAUGCUUGAGAUCAAUCUGAUGGGCGCAGAGGAUAAUAUGGCUGGCAGGCGAGCCAAUGAAUUCCAUCUCGCCGACCUCGAAGACCGGAGAAAAGCAGGGAACCAAAAGAGUGAGGUCCUGCUUUUUGAGUUCCUCGACGGAGAUCUCAAGCGACAGGUGCAGCACAAGCAGACCGGAGAGCCGACCAGGGUCUCUCAGCCACUGCGUAGAGAGGACCUGAAGAUGCCUGUUUACAGCCAAAAGCAAAUGUUGAAUUUGAUCGAGAAGCGUAAUGCAAAAUUCACCUCCGCCGUCAAUCAAUGGCUCAACGACUGCGCCGAGUUGGAGCAAGACCCAGUGCAGAAACUCUUGGAUGAGUAUCUCGUCUACAUUCCGACCCCGUCCGAGAGCAGAGCAUCCACUCCAGGACUAAGCGGCCGGACAAGCAACCUGCCUUCUUCAAUCCCUACGGAACGAGCGUCUAUCCCGGAGAUUGUAGAAGAGAUCAAAAGGCUAGAGUGGUACACGAGCCAGAUCGUUCCGGAUGGCCACAGAGUGUUCGAUCCACAAGAAGCUAUAUACGGCGACCUGAACUUCCAGCUCUCGCAGAACCUUGUUAAUGCUCUGUAUAACACGCGCGGUAUCGAGCGGCUCUAUGCUCACCAAGCCGAGGCCAUCAAUAAUUUGUAUCAUGGCCACAACGUCAUCGUAUCAACCUCGACCAGUUCAGGCAAAUCCUUGAUUUACCAGAUCCCAGUACUUCACGAGUUGGAAAAGGACCACCACACAAGAGCAAUGUACAUCUUUCCGACCAAGGCUUUAGCCCAGGACCAACGGCGGAGCUUGAAAGAGCUUCUGCGCUUCAUGGACGGCCUGCAGGACGUCGUCGUUGAAACUUUUGAUGGAGACACUCCUUUCACCUCCCGCAGCUACAUCCGUGAUGAGGCGCGCAUCAUCUUCACCAAUCCGGACAUGCUUCACAUCACCAUCCUUCCGCAGGAGGAGAAGUGGAGGACUUUUCUCCAGAACCUCAAAUAUGUCGUGGUCGACGAGCUGCAUGUUUAUAACGGUCUCUUCGGAUCCCACGUCUCCUUCAUCAUGAGAAGACUACGGAGAAUAUGUGCAGCACUCGGUAACCACCACGUUAAAUUUAUCUCCUGCUCUGCUACCGUGUCAAAUCCUGAGGAGCACAUGAAGACCAUCUUUGGUGUCGAAGAAGUAAAGCUUACCGACUUCGACGGCUCACCCUCGGGAAGGAAAGAGUUCAUCUGCUGGAACACGCCCUACAAGGACCCGGGAGACCCUUCAUCCGGGAGAGGUGACACCAUGGCUGAGGCUGCGAAGCUGUUUUGCCAACUCAUUCUGAGGGGUGUGAGAGUAAUUGCUUUCUGUCGCGUCCGAAAACAAUGUGAAGGUCUGAUCAGUGCUGUCAAGACCGAGCUUAACACCCUCGAGAGGCCAGAGGUCAUGAACAGGGUCAUGGCAUAUCGCGGCGGCUAUACUCCGCAAGACCGGAGACAGAUCGAGAAAGAAAUGUUCGACGGCAAACUCGUCGGUAUUGUCGCCACCAGCGCCCUGGAAUUGGGCGUAGACAUCGGUUCACUCGAUGCGGUCGUCACUGUCGGUUUCCCAUACACAAUCGCCAACCUGAGGCAACAAAGCGGUCGCGCCGGCCGCCGCAACAAGGAUUCGCUGUCCGUCCUCGUGGGAGACUGCUUCCCCACCGACCAGCACUACAUGCAAAACCCAGACGAGAUCUUCACAAAGCCCAACGCGGAACUCCAAGUGGAUCUGGAAAACAUGCUUUGCCUGGAAGGCCACGUCCAAUGCGCAGCGCACGAGAUGCCCAUCCGUCCCGAAGAAGACAUCAAAUACUUUAGCCACCUGCUCCCCAGCAUCGCCACCGAGCGCAUGCGCAAAGAUGACCUCGGCUUCUUUCACUGCAACGAGCGCUUCCUCCCCCGUCCCUCGGCCCACGUCGCGAUCCGCGACACGGAAGAAGAGCACUUCGCCAUCAUCGACACGACCAACAACGCCAACACAGUCCUAGAAGAGCUCGAGGCGUCGCGCGCCUUCUUCACCAUCUACGAAGGCGGCAUCUUCCUGCACCAAGGGCACAGCUACCUCGUCAAGGAGUUCUCGCAGGACGCCAUGCUCGCCAAGGUCGAGCGCGUGCGCGUCGACUGGACGACGCAGCAGCGCGACUACACCGACGUCGACCCCAUCGAGACGCACGCCAUCCGGCGCAUCCCGGGCUCGCGCUCGCGCGCCUUCCGCGGGCCCAUCCGCAUCACGCAGGUCGUCUUCGGCUUCUUCAAGCUCGACCGCCGCCGCCGCAUCCUCGACGCCGUGGCCGUCGACAACCCGCCCAUCGUGCUGCGCAGCGCCGGCAUGUGGCUCGACGUGCCCCGCCGCGCCCUCGACAUCCUCAAGCGGCGCCGCCUGCACGUCGGCGCCGCCAUCCACGCCGCCGAGCACGCCGUCAUGAGCCUCAUGCCCAACUUCGUCGUCAGCCUGCCCGGCGACGUCCGCACCGAGUGCAAGAACGCGCUCAAGGAGUUUGCCAGCCGCGAGACGAGCCGCAAGCGCCCCGCGCGGCUGACGUUUUACGACGCCAAGGGCGGCGCUGGCGGGUGCGGCAUCGCGGCCAAGGCGUUUGAGUUUGUCGAUCUGUUGCUCCGGCAGGCGUGCGAGAGGGUGGCCGGGUGCCAUUGCGAAGAGGGGUGCUUGGAGUGCUGUUGCGACGAGCGGUGCAAGGAGGCGAAUGUGGUGAUAGGCAAGGCUGGCGCCGAGGUCAUAUUGAAGAGCUUGCUGGACUGGGAGAUUGAUGUGGAGAGUUUGCCCAUGGGGCCUGAGGAGGGGAGGGAGGUGGGCGUUGAGACGGUCGUGCAGGCGACGGAGGUGCGGCCUGCGAGGGGGAGGAGGGUGGAGGUUGUGGAGGUGAAGAGGGAGGAUGGUGGGGGGAUUGAUAGGGUGGUUGUGGGGGAGGUUGGCCAGGACGAUGACCAGGAUGACGAUGAUGGUGAUGGAGAUGGGGGAAGGCCGGCGGGUGGGGUUGAGCUGGGUGAGGAUGAUGUUGUGGUGAAGGUCGAAGACGAUGAGGGAUGA